This is a messenger RNA of Morus notabilis, 852 nucleotides long. RefSeq names its product fasciclin-like arabinogalactan protein 12. NCBI's taxonomy places the organism in Eukaryota, Viridiplantae, Streptophyta, Magnoliopsida, Rosales, Moraceae. The transcript is spliced from 2 exons. The annotation marks the transcript as partial. The record is from RefSeq and is a predicted model, not a curated record.
AAAUUCAGAUCAUGCAUUAUAAGCACCGGUAUAUCUUUAGCCCAGUCUCCUGCCCAAGCGCCAUCGAAAAGUGAAGCUCAAGCCCCGACUAAAGCUCAAACCCCCGCUAAAGCACCGACGUCGACUCCAGCAGUCGAACCCCCGUCCGAAGUACCACUUGUUCAAGCCCCACCACACAAAGCCCUGGCCGGACCAACCGAUGUCUCCAAAGUCCUCGAAAAAGCAGGCGGCUUCAGCGUCUUCAUCCGCCUCCUGAAGAGCACAUCCGUUAGCAUUCAGAUCGAAAAUCAGCUCAACGUCUCCAACACCUUGACCAUCUUCGCACCAACAAACGGCGCGUUCUCCGCUCUCAAACCCGGCACUCUCAACUCCCUCUCAACCGAGCAAAAAGUCCAGCUUGUGCAAUACCACAUUCUCCCAUCUCUCGUGUCCCUCCAAAAUUUCCAAACUCUGAGCAACCCUGUAAGGACACAAGCCAGCAAUAUCUAUGACUUCCCACUCAACAUUACAGUUGAAGGCAGUUGGGUAAACAUGUCGACCGGAAUUGUGAACACCACGAUUUCAGGGACGGUUUAUGAAGACAAUCAGCUGGCUAUUUACAAGGUUGAUAAAGUGCUUCUUCCUCUUGGCAUUUUCGCUCCGAAACCAAAGCCAUUGGCGCCGGCACCAACGCCAGUCCUGAAGCCCAAGAAGGAGACUAAUUCUUCAUCUUUGUCUUCGUCGGACGAUUCGGACAGCCCGGCGGCGGUGUCGGAUACUGCUUCUACGGCCUUCAGUCUGGCCGGAAAUGGCAUGGCCGAGAGGAUUGGAGUUUUUGUGGUUGGGACGAUUUUCAUUUUGGUCUCAAUUUGA